Messenger RNA from Macadamia integrifolia, 1898 nucleotides. RefSeq names its product 3-oxoacyl-[acyl-carrier-protein] synthase 3 B, chloroplastic-like. The record is from RefSeq and is a predicted model, not a curated record. Gene Ontology annotation, biological process: fatty acid biosynthetic process. Gene Ontology annotation, molecular function: 3-oxoacyl-[acyl-carrier-protein] synthase activity. The coding region runs from base 502 to 1716 and encodes 404 amino acids. The transcript is spliced from 8 exons. Gene Ontology annotation, cellular component: chloroplast. Lineage: Eukaryota; Viridiplantae; Streptophyta; Magnoliopsida; Proteales; Proteaceae.
UUGGGAGUGUGCGCGGGGAACACAAGACGUGGAUGGGCUACUUGGGGGUUUUAGGGAGAGGAACACAUGACUGGCUUCCCGAAUGAAAAGAAUCGAAAAAGGGCGUAGUACUGUUGUGUUACUCUAGAGAGAGAUUUUCUUCCCCCUUCUUUCUAGGAUGUUGGAGACCUGGGUUACCACACUGCUACUGUAGAGAGAGAGAGACAGAGUUGCAUUGAAGUUUCUUCUCUUCUUGUUGGCCUUGGCAUCGCCGUCCUUCGGAUUCUCCAAAGUUUCAAAUAAGUUUCUUUUCGUGUCUCUUCGCCUCUCUUAUUCCGCUGUUUUUGAUGUUUUCACUUGUUUGAUUUGCUUCUUUUUUCUUUUGCCUGCCUUCAUGGGCUAUACUUAAACAUUUUGGGUCUCUCCUCUGUAAGCUAGAGAUCAAUAGCUAUUAUUCUUCGACUCCUACUUUUUUUUUCCUGCUCAAGGCUCUAUCUUUCUAUCCAUUGGUGUCUACUUUAAAUGGCCAAUGCAUAUGGGUUCGUUUCUCCUCCACUUACAAGCCUGAGGCAGAGAAAUUUGCAUUUUUCCGGCUUUUGUCGAUCUGGGUAUUGUCAAUUUCAGAAACUUCCAAGAAGGCUAUUUCUCUGCAGAGCUGUUGAAAGCGAGGAGAAGCUUGCUUCUGGGGUUACCCCUUCUCAAUCUCCAGUGCCCAGGCUUGUAACUAAUGGGUGUAAGCUGGUUGGAUCGGGCUCAGCAGUGCCAAAUCUUCUGAUCUCCAAUGAUGAUCUUGCGAAAUUUGUUGAAACUUCUGAUGAAUGGAUUUCUGCUCGCACUGGGAUUCGUAAUCGACGGGUUCUUUCAGGGGAAGAUGGAUUGAUGAGUUUGGCUGUUGAGGCAGCAAAGAGAGCUCUUCAAAUGGCACAAGUCGAUGCAAAUGAUGUAGACCUAAUCCUGUUGUGCACAUCUACUCCAGAGGAUCUUUUCGGCAGUGCUCCUCAGAUCCAAAGAGCAUUAGGUUGUAAACAAACUCCUUUGGCAUAUGACAUUACAGCUGCUUGUAGUGGGUUUGUGUUGGGUCUAGUUUCAGCUGCCUGUCACAUAAGAGGAGGUGGGUUCCAAAAUGUUCUAGUAAUUGGCGCUGAUGCUCUUUCUCGAUAUGUUGAUUGGACUGAUAGAGGAACCUGCAUUCUCUUUGGGGAUGCUGCUGGUGCUGUAUUAGUACAGGCCUGUGAUGGCAGUGAGGAUGGCUUAUUUGGUUUUGACUUGCACAGUGAUGGAGAUGGCCAAAAGCACUUGAAUGCUGUAAUCACUGACAAUGAAAUGGACCAUGUGGUGGGAUCUAAUGGUUCCGUUGUAGGCUUUCCUCCAAGACGUUCCUCUUACUCAUGUAUCCAAAUGAAUGGCGCAGAGGUAUUCCGCUUUGCAGUUAGGUGUGUGCCACAGUCGAUUGAGUCUGCUCUUGCAAACGCUGGUCUCACCGGGGCCAACAUUGAUUGGUUGCUACUUCAUCAGGCAAACCAAAGAAUCAUUGAUGCAGUUGCAGCCCGUUUAGAGAUCCCAGCAGAGCGUGUUAUAUCCAACUUGGCUAAUUAUGGUAACACCAGUGCUGCAUCCAUUCCUUUGGCAUUAGAUGAAGCUGUUCGAAAUGGGAAGGUGCAAUCAGGCCAUAAAAUUGCUAUUGCUGGCUUUGGAGCUGGCCUUACAUGGGGUUCAACAAUUGUGAGAUGGGGAUGAGAUGCAGUAUCUUUAGACAAAGCCACCUGCAUAACAGAAGAAGAAAUCGAUUCCGAUUUCCACCGUAAUGUAUCAGGGAGAUAGCUGAGGGAGAUGCAGUUGACAUCUUUCCCGCUACCCUUCUGUUCUUUGGAUUUUGCAACUCUUUGGGCAAUCUAAUAAUUUAAUUCUUUGAUGUUGAA